CGCACUGUAAAUCACGGAGGCUGUAUUAUCAGUCGUAAUAUCGUAUGGGGCGGGUUGUUUUUCUACUACGCAUCAGUCGAAAAAUGGGCAGAUGUCUAUGAAACUGAUAACGAUAAAUAGAUAAAAUGUUCAUCUUCAUUCGUCUCCGGCGUUAAAGAACCGAGUAGGUUACUAUUUCAACCAGGCCAAAUGUCUGGAAAUAACAGCAUCGUAAACAAGAAGGUCCGGAAUACAGAAUACAUGAAGAAGUUUCGAGAUCCCAAGUGGGAGACGUUCUCGAAAAGUUAUGAGGACUCCUUGAAAUACAGACUGACCCGACGGGUGAUGGAACAGACGCACAGACCGUUGUUUGAAAAUGGCUGGGACAGUGGAUCUGAUUCGAGUGGACUGUCCAGUCCAAAACUGAAUGAGGUAAAUGUGUCAGAUGCCAGGCAUUAUGCAUCCUCCGUAGAGUCCAAGAACGACACCGCUGAGGUUCUGAACCCCCCUAAGCCGCAAGUGAAUGGUGACAUUCAUACGGAUGCUAGUACUUUGGACAGCUGCUCACCUCCCUUGGAAAAUGGUUUUAAAGAUGUAACUGCUAACGGACCAUCUCAAUCCAUUCCAAAACGCCGUCCGAGACAUCGGGUGCCUCGUUCAGAGCUAUGCUACCCUAACAAGGACUUGGACAGCGAUACAUCAAAUAUAUCUGUGAUAAAAAAGCCGUCCAGAGCUAAGAGCCAGCCACCGGGCAAUGCCAAGGAGCGGACGUUAAACCGUGAGAACAGACGCUCUUCAAUCCGGUAUGACUGGGGAGAAAGGCAUAUUGAGACCAGGAACAGACAGACACCAAACAUAAGAGCGUCUAUGUCUGCUGGAGAGAUUCAUCGGACUGACGUGGGUGUCCAGACGAGAAGGGAGACUGAAAAGCGUGGAUCAGAUCACCGCAGGGCGAGGUCAGCUGACCUGGAGAAGUGUCGCCGCUCCGUACUGAGAGUCACGGAUGAACGAUGGAUGACUGAGUACAUGCGAUGCUUCUCUGCUCGCCUAAGGUAGAAGGCUGAUCCAGGGUCAGUUUAUGCUUUUAUAUAUAAGGAUAGGAGGAUUUCAGUUUACAAAUCUCAGACCAGCACUACAGGACAAUUUUAAAGUAGUACUAUAGAUUUCUAACGGCAGAAACUGUAGAAGAAGAUUCUUACAUUUCUAUAAUAAGAGAAGGAAAAAUCAAAUGCAUUAUAAAAUAACUAAAUAAAUACAAUAUUUUUGGGAGAGAAUGGCUACAAUCACUUUCUCAUGAAUACAAGGACCAAACAUUUAUCUAUCACACCAAAACACAUUUGGUAGUAUGUGUAAUUUCAUGUAUUUUAUUUAUAAUAUUACUUUUAUUAUCUUACUUCCAUUGAAAUUACGUUGGCAUUUUAUUUCUAGUUCUCUACUGCAUACAAUCAUUAUCUUAACCUUUUUUUUUGUCUUAUUUUGCUAUUCCUAUAUAUUUAUAUAAAUAUAUUAUAUAUAACAAUAUAAAUGUACGUAAGCGAAAAUCACGUACGCAUUCUUUUCAGUUAAUUUCUGCAAACCACUUUUUAAACCUUUUUUUAUUACCUUGAACAAUUUUUGUCACUUUAGUAAAGGCCGCCACACACUAAAAGAUAAUCACGCUUAAUUUUGGACUAUAUUCCCCCUUAUGACAAUCCUAGGUAAAGUCACGAUCGUCUUGGUGUUGUACCGAUUACUUUACGAAAACAUGUCAGGCCACUCCAAUCGCAAAUUGUUAAUAUUUACCUUGACUAUUUAUGAUCAGUAAUCCUGUUGUGUGAGGGGAACCCCGAAAAAGCAUAACAACCACAGUCAUGGCACAUCAAGCACAGUCCAAAGUGAGAUGGACAUCAAAGAUGUAAAAAGCAGUCCACAUAAUUUUUCAUGCCUUCAUCUGGCCUGUUUGUUUACUGUGAAGUUACGUUUGAUGGUGAGGGACUUUUUCUGCAUUGAGUGGACCAAACAAUAAAUAGAAAUGAAUUACCUCUCAUCUUUUGAGAAUGUGCUGCCUAAAUUAUCAAUGUUUAAUUGCUUGUUUUAAUGUGAUUGAUGUUUGGUUUGUGUUUAUUUUAUUAGACGAUCAAUGAAUUAUGUUUGAAAGCUGUUUGAAGUGCAGUGCUGUGCUGAGUCAAAGUUAAAGUGAAAUGUUAAUGUUUUAAUAAAAAAAUAUUCCACCAUUUCAGUUGCCUAAAUUGAUGGCUAACGGUCGUGGAAGGCAGUCACUUGAUUCUUUUGAAUGUGAUCAUGCACUGAGUUUAUUUAUUAUGUACUGUACAUUCUUUUAAAGAUUAUUUUAGCUGGACAUCUGAAUGAAAAAUACAUAUUGUUUAAGGUAAACCUGUAUAUAUUUUACUUUUAUAAUCUGAUUAGCACUGGAUUUAUGAUAGACACUUUGAAUGAGCCGUGAUGCUUUAUAUUUUUUGGCCUUAAUCUUAAAGGGCACCUAUUAUGCAAAAUCCACUUUUACAAGGUGUUUGGACAUAAAUGUGUAUUGGCAGUGUGUAAACACAACCACCUUACAAUUACAAAAAUCCACCCACUACUUCUUUUCUAUCCCCGUUAAACCAAAGCAGUCUCAUUAGACAUGCUGUUUUGAUUCUCUUGUUAAAGUGAUGUCACGCUGUUAAAGCCACGCCCACGGGCCACUGACUGACAGUGCGCCAUAUCUCAAUAGUGAGAUACUAUUGUCUCAGACUGUAUUUACAGGAAUCAGAUCUAUUUUAACUGAAAGCAGUCACUGUUUCUUUUGGUAGAGGAGUGAGAAGCCGUAGCUCAUUUGCAUUUAAAGGUACAGACACGAAAACAGCGCAUUUUUGCUUCCCCCCAAAUAGGAACAUUUUUACAUGGUUAAAAAAAUUAUCUGUGGGAUUUUUGUGAGCUUAAAUUUCAAAGACACAUUUUGGGCACACCUAAGACUUUUAUUACAUCUUGUAAAAAUUGGCAUAAUAGGGGUCCUUUAAAGGCGCAGUUUACUCAAAAAUUACUAUUCUGGAUAUGUUUGUUAUUUUUUCCUGUUGUUUAUGAUAAUAAAAAAAUUCUGUUUAUUGUUACUCACAAUGACACUCUUGAAUGAAAUUUGCUGUGUUGACCUGUUGACUUUUUAGCCAUGUUUACAUUUUGACCACUGUAUUUGUACAUGAAAACAUGCACAGGUAUAUUUUAAUCAGCAGAACACAAAUACUCUGAAUGAUUUGCUGUGAAUAAAAUAUGUUUGAGUAACA
This is a messenger RNA of Misgurnus anguillicaudatus (oriental weatherfish), 3236 nucleotides long. RefSeq names its product centriole, cilia and spindle-associated protein a (gene ccsapa). Gene Ontology annotation, cellular component: cytoskeleton; spindle; centriole. Gene Ontology annotation, molecular function: microtubule binding. The record is from RefSeq and is a predicted model, not a curated record. NCBI's taxonomy places the organism in Eukaryota, Metazoa, Chordata, Actinopteri, Cypriniformes, Cobitidae. Gene Ontology annotation, biological process: regulation of mitotic spindle assembly.